UCACUACUUAAGACACCAACCAUUUAUCUCUCAGACUCAGUCACCUCUUCCCCUUUUGUUUUCCAGAAAUAUAGUUGUUACUUGUUAGUUCGAUUAUAUUCGAUCAUCUUCUCGGCUAAGUUUCUGAGAUGCUGGUCAUAAUUAGUCUUCAAGCUCUCUUUCACUUUCCUAACAGAAGAUUUCAGUCUUAAUAUCAAAGGUGUUGUCGUAUCGGCCGCCGAUUAUCUUUAGCACUGCAGUAUAUUCCUUUCCUGUUUUAAUUAAGAUAAACCAUGAGUAGUUUCAAGUUAGGGGUUGAAGUCGUGGGGGCUCAUGACCUUGUAGCCAAAGACGGGAAAGGCUCGUCUAAUCCAUUCGUGGAGCUUCAUUUUGACGACCAGAGAUUCCGCACCACCACUAAAGAAAACGAUCUCAAUCCAGUCUGGAAUGAGAGUUUCUAUUUCAACAUCUCUGAUCCUAACAACUUCAUCAAGCUCCCUCUUGAAGCCUAUGUUUACAGCCAUAACAAAGCAAACAACACCAAAACCUGUCUUGGGAAGCUUCGUCUCACCAGAACGUCUUUCGUGCCCUACUCUGAUGCGGUUGUUAUGCACUACCCUCUUGAAAAACGAACCAUUUUCUCCCAUGCAAAAGGAGAGCUCGGUUUGAAGGUAUUUUUAACUGAUGACCCUUCAAUCAAAUUAUCAAAUCCACUUCCAGCAAUGGAAUCUUUUUUGGAUACAGACGUAGGCUCAGGUUAUGCACAAACUCCAAACUUCCCGAGUUCACUUCCUAAAGAGAAAACUGAUAAAAGGCAUACAUUUCAUCAUCUUCCAAAUGCAAACCACUCGCAACAAAAGCAAAAUUUUACCUCAGUGCCACCCCAACAACAAAUGAAUUAUGGAGUACAUGAGAUGAAAUCCGAACCACAGGCAGCGAAAGUUGUUCACAUGUUCUCAGGUUCAUCAUCACAUUCACAACCAUCUGAUUUUGCUCUUAAAGAGACGAGCCCAUUCCUUGGAGAAGGACGAAUUAUUGGAGGCCGAGUCAUACGAGGAGACAGGCCAACAAGCACUUAUGACCUUGUUGAACAGAUGAGAUACCUUUUUGUGCGAGUGGUAAAAGCCCGAGAUCUUCCUUCAAAAGAUUUGACAGGCAGCCUUGAUCCAUAUGUUGAAGUAAAAGUUGGAAACUACAAAGGAAUCACAAAGCAUUAUGAGAGGAACCAAAAUCCCGAGUGGAAUCAAGUGUUUGCCUUUGCCAGGGAAACAAUGCAGUCAACUGUGUUGGAAGUUGUUCUCAAGGAUAAGGAUUUAGUGAAAGAUGACUUUGUUGGGAUUGUGCGCUUUGACCUCCAUGAGGUUCCGAUGAGAGUUCCACCGGACAGUCCAUUGGCUCCAGAAUGGUAUCGGCUACAAGACAAGAAAGGAGAGAAAAAGAAAGGAGAACUGAUGCUUGCAGUUUGGUAUGGCACGCAGGCUGACGAGACUUUUCCGGAUGCCUGGCACUCAGAUGCUUUUGCCCCCGGCGAUAGCACUUCCAUUGCCUCCGCAUAUAUCCGUUCAAAAGUUUAUCACUCUCCAAGAUUAUGGUAUGUCCGAGUUAAUGUUAUCGAGGCACAAGACCUUGUUCCAUCAGACAAGAACAGGUUUCCUGAUGUAUAUGUUAAGGUUCAGAUUGGUAACCAGAUUUUAAAGACAAAAACAGUUCAACCUCGAAAUUUGAAUCCAAUCUGGAACCAGGAGUUUAUGUUUGUUACUUCAGAACCCUUUGAAGAUCAUCUCAUAUUUUCAGUUGAAGAUCGUGUGGGAUCUAAUAAGGAUGAGACCAUGGGAAAGGCCGUUGUACCAUUGAACUCUGUUGAAAAGCGUGCGGAUGACCGAGUUGUCCGUACUCGGUGGUACAACUUGGAGAAAUCUUUAUCAGAUGCCAUGGAUGGGGAUCGUGCAAAGAAAGAUAAGUUUCAUAGUAGGCUCCAUGUUUGUGUUUGUCUUGAUGGAGGAUACCAUGUGCUUGAUGAGUCAACCCAGUAUAGCAGUGAUCUGCGGCCAACAGCAAAGCAGCUCUGGAAAUCAUCAGUCGGUGUUCUGGAACUUGGAAUUUUGAAUGCCGAUCGGCUCCAACCGAUGAAAACAAAGGAUGGGAAAGGUACAUCAGAUACGUAUUGUGUGGCAAAGUACGGCCACAAAUGGGUUCGAACUCGAACCAUAGUAAAUAGCCUGAACCCAAAAUAUAAUGAGCAGUACACAUGGGAAGUUUAUGAUCCAGCCACAGUUCUCACUGUGGGGGUCUUUGAUAAUUCUCAGAUAGGUGAUUCCAAUGGAAACAAGGAUAUUAAAAUUGGAAAGGUCCGGAUUCGUAUAUCUACUCUAGAAACUGGUCGAGUUUACACACACAGUUAUCCACUGCUGGUUCUUCAUCCAUCUGGUGUCAAGAAAAUGGGUGAAUUGCAUUUGGCAAUACGAUUUUCAUCGACAUCAAUGCUUAGUAUGAUGUUUCAAUACUCACGACCCCUUUUGCCAAAGAUGCACUACAAAAGGCCAUUGAGUGUGAUACAACAAGACAUGCUGCGAUACCAGGCUGUGAAUAUCGUGGCAGCUCGGCUUGGUCGGGCUGAACCACCUCUCAGGAGAGAAGUAAUUGAAUACAUGUCUGAUGCAAAUGCUCAUCUUUGGAGCAUGAGGCGCAGCAAGGCAAACUUUUUGCGCCUGACAUCGGUUUUCUCAGGAUUAUUUGAAGUUGGAAAAUGGUUUGGUGAAGUUUGCAAGUGGAAGAACCCAAUGACAACAGUGCUGGUGCAUUUCCUAUUUGUAAUGCUGGUUUGUUUUCCAGAGCUGAUUUUAUCAACAGUUUUCCUAUACAUGUUCCUGAUAGGGGUAUGGAAGUAUCGUUAUCGGCCAAGGUACCCUCCCCACAUGGACACAAGCCUCUCUUGCGCAGAUGCAGUUUCUCCUGACGAACUAGAUGAAGAAUUUGAGUCCUUUCCUGCAUCAAGGAGCUCGGAUCUAGUUCGGAUGAGAUAUGAUCGUUUAAGGAGUGUGGCAGGAAGAGUUCAGAGUGUUGUGAGUGACAUAGCCAAUCAAGGCGAGCGUUUUCAGGCACUCUUAAGCUGGCGGGAUCCUCGAGCCACUACCAUAUUUGUGAUAUUCUGUCUUGCAGCAGCCAUUGUAUUGUAUGUGACACCUUUCCAAGUGUUUGCUCUUAUAGCUGGACUUUACUUUAUGAGGCAUCCCAGGUUUCGCCACAAGAUACCCGCGGCACCAAUUAACUUCUUCCGACGUUUGCCCGCCAGGACAGAUAGUAUGUUGUAAAUAAGGUUAUGGAAGAUUUUCAUGCAAUUAUCAGUUUUAGAUUCUGGUUGUCCAGCUAUGCUUUUAAUGCCUGAUUUCUUGCCAGUAGUUGUUUUUUGGUGAAUGCUGAUAUAAAACUUUAUGCAUUCAGUGUUAGCCAAAUAAAUGGAAAGAAUCAGAUAUGUGAUGCCUUUGACUUAA
Messenger RNA from Gossypium raimondii (Peruvian cotton), 3470 nucleotides. Its product is annotated as FT-interacting protein 3. Bases 273 to 3290 code for a protein of 1005 amino acids. The transcript has 2 exons. The record is from RefSeq and is a predicted model, not a curated record. NCBI's taxonomy places the organism in Eukaryota, Viridiplantae, Streptophyta, Magnoliopsida, Malvales, Malvaceae.